UGAUGGAGUAAACAACAAGCUAAUGAUGCAUCAAUUGCUUAGAGACAUGGGGAGGGAGAUUAUUCGCCAAGAAUCUCCUAAGGAGCCUGGAAAAUGCAGCAGAGUAUGGCGUCAUAAGAAUGCCUACAAUGUAUUGAAAGAAAAAACUGGAACAUAAACAAUUGAAGGUUUCAUCCUGGACUUGUGUGUGCUACGGGAAGAUAUGCGAGGCAAGAGUGUAAAUAAUACACAACACCACCAUUUUGAUGAUUUUGUGGACAACAAUUUAUCAAAGCGCCAGCGUCUUGGCUUAUUCUCUUGGCUUCCCACAUAUUCUGUCUCAACAGAAUCAAAUGAAGAAAUUGGUUUGAACACUGGUGCAUUUUUUUCGAUGCACAAAUUAUGAAUACUCCAGCUUUAUAGUGUACAACUCAUUGGAUGCUAUGAAAAAUUUCCUAAGAAGUUAAGAUGGCUGCAUUGACAUGGAUUCCCUUUAAAAUUUAUACCUAAUGAUUUUCCUCUAGAGAGCCUGGUUGUUCUUGAUAUGCGCAAUAGCAGCUUGGCACAACUUUGGAAAGGAACCAAGAUGCUCAGAUUGUUGAAGAUCCUCAAUCUUAGUCAUUCCCAUGGCCUUGUCGAUUCCCCAGAUUUCUUGCUGCUCCCUAAUCUUGAGAAACUGAAACUUAAAGAUUGCAUAAAUUUGGUUGGUGUUCAUGAAUCCGUUGGGAAAUUAGAGAGACUUGUUUUGCUGAAUCUAAGAGGUUGCAGAAAUCUUACGAAGCUUCCAAGGGAAAUUGUUCUGCUCAAAUCCCUUGAAGAACUUAUUCUCUUCGACUGCUCAAGUCUUGAUAAGUUGCCUCCUGACCUGGUCAAGAUGGAAUCUUUGAAAGUGCUUCAUGCAGAUGGAAUAAAUCAAUUGUCCUCAAAUAGUGGAGCAGUUAAACAAUGGCAUGAACAUAUUUGGUCUUGGGUAUCAAAACUAAGAAGCCGCCUUGAAUCCAUUUGUUUCUCAUUGACUUCCUUACCAUGCUCUUUCAAAUUGCAAUAUAUCUGGCUUCAAUCACUUCCAGAGCUUCCAAUGAGUUUAGCAGGAUUAAAUUUAACUGGAUGCAGGUCUUUAGAAACGGUAGCAAAUCUGCCAAACCUAUUUAACCUACUAAUGUUGGACAUAUGUCAUUGCGAGAAACUAGUUAAGAUUCAGGGAUUAUUGAUGUUAGAACCAAUUGGAAACAUUGAUUUGGAAAUGAUUAACAAUUUGAGCUUAACCGAGUGGGAUUUCAUGGGAAUUGCUGAGUUUGAACUAUACAGUAACCUAACUGGUGCAAUUAUUAAAGCUCCCACACUCUAG
This is a messenger RNA of Camellia sinensis, 1327 nucleotides long. The record is from RefSeq and is a predicted model, not a curated record. Lineage: Eukaryota; Viridiplantae; Streptophyta; Magnoliopsida; Ericales; Theaceae.